Messenger RNA from Meriones unguiculatus (Mongolian gerbil), 1059 nucleotides. Its product is annotated as olfactory receptor 5M11. The record is from RefSeq and is a predicted model, not a curated record. NCBI's taxonomy places the organism in Eukaryota, Metazoa, Chordata, Mammalia, Rodentia, Muridae. Gene Ontology annotation, biological process: sensory perception of smell; G protein-coupled receptor signaling pathway. Gene Ontology annotation, cellular component: membrane. The transcript has a single exon. Gene Ontology annotation, molecular function: olfactory receptor activity; odorant binding; G protein-coupled receptor activity. Bases 32 to 1006 code for a protein of 324 amino acids.
CAGCUUGAAGCACAGAGCCACAGCUCAAGAGAUGCUCCUGACUAACAACACUGAAAUUACAGAAUUCAUUUUACUGGGGCUCACAGAUCGCCCAGAACUCCAGCCUCUCCUCUUCGUGCUGUUUCUGUUUGUUUACCUUGUCACUGUCUUAGGCAACAUGGGCAUGAUGGCCCUGAUCAGACUGGAUUCCCGCCUUCACACGCCCAUGUACUUCUUCCUCAGUAACCUGGCAUUUGUGGAUCUGUGUUACACGUCAAACGCUACCCCACAGAUGCUGAGUAAUUUCUUAUCAGACAAAAAGAGCAUUUCCUUUGUUGGCUGCUUUAUCCAGUGCUAUCUUUUCAUUGCCUUUCUCCUCACAGAGUUCUACAUGCUGGCAGCCAUGGCCUAUGACCGCUAUGUGGCUAUAUGCAAUCCUCUGCGUUACAGUGUAAAAAUGUCCAGGCGAGUCUGCAUCUGCUUGGCCACAUGUCCUUAUGUUUAUGGCUUCUCAGAUGGGCUGUUCCAAGCCAUCCUGACCUUCAGUAUGACCUUCUGUAAAUCCAAUGUCAUCAACCACUUCUACUGUGCUGACCCACCACUCAUUAAGCUGUCUUGUUCAGAUACUUACAUAAAAGAGCAUGCCAUGUUGAUAUCAGCUGGUCUCAACCUCUCCAACUCACUCACAAUCAUCCUGGUGUCUUAUGCCUUCAUUAUUGCUGCCAUCUUAAGGAUCAAAUCUGCUGAAGGCAGACACAAGGCUUUCUCCACCUGUGGUUCCCACAUGAUGGCUGUCACAUUGUUUUAUGGAACCCUCUUCUGCAUGUAUGUAAGACCACCCACUGACAAGACUGUUGAGGAGUCCAAAAUAAUAGCUGUCUUCUACACCUUUGUGAGUCCAGUGUUGAAUCCACUGAUCUACAGCCUGAGGAAUAAGGAUGUGAAGCAGGCCCUGAAGACAGUCCUCAGGCGAAACGUUGGCAGUGCAGCACUCAUGCCUCCAGGUUCCAAGAAAUUGCAGCUGUAGUUCAUUAUAAAUAUAUUUGUAUUUUGAUGAGUUUUUAAUAUUCUCUAAGACCA